CUCACCUGUCGCACUUUAGCACACUAUUCAUCCAGCAUCAAUGGGAAACCGCACUAUAUUCCUUGUAAAUAACUCACUUCACUGCGUGUCAAAUGCCGAAGGGAUCUGUCAGAACCAACGGACAUGUCCGAAAGUUCCUCUGGAGUGAACACCAGCAGUGAAAGUUUUCCCAAGUCUCACUCGCACUACUCUGAGUUAAGCGACACACACACUCCUUUCUCUGUGGAACUGACUCCAGACUCUGGCAUUGUUGCCACUCCAUUGCCGUCCAGUCGGUUCAGGUUUGCCUCGUGGCACUGGCUAGAGGAGCAUGAUGUGCGUGGAGACCAGCUCGCCUGCCCCAGGGUCAGAGAGGGGCCUGCCGAAGACGAGCUGUCCGUUAAAAGUGAAGACAUAUUUCUCAAAGGAGGAAGGAGGAAGAGGAGGGAAGAUGAAGGACAGAAAUGGGAGGAGAGACUCCAGGAGAACUGGGAGAACUGUGUGGUGCUGAACUUGUCUUAUCAGGACUUGGGAGAUCCGUACCAGCUGGAGAACUUCAUCCGCAUCCUGAGGAGACUGAUCCGGGCGGAGCGUCUGCAGCUGGUGGAUAACGCACUGAGAGAUCUCAGCUCUGUCAGACUGCCAAGAUGUAAAAUCCUGAAUCUUCACCGGAACAACUUGACGUCCAUUCGUCAGCUGCCAAAUGUUCCUGAGAUCCAGCACUUGUGCCUGUCUGAAAACAGUAUUUCCUCUCUGGGCGAGCUGUCCCUGCUGAGAAGCACGCCGCUCCGGUCUCUGACACUCAAACGCAACCCCUGCCAGUUUCUGGAGGACUACCGCUCACGUGUGUUCUCCUGUUUGCCAAAACUCCAAGUUCUGGAUGGCAUCCCAAAGCUACCGGAUGAUUCCGUGCCUCCCUCUUCUCCGGCAGCGUCCAGAUUUUGUACCAUUCUCUGAUGUUGAAACAACUGAACCUGAAGCCAAGAUCCAGUGUACUGUACUGUCAGAGUGAACCGAAAGCUCUAUAAAUGCAUUGUAUAUAGUUGUGCGUAUACUCAUUUGGGCUGUUAAAAAUGUAUUUAUACGACUUAUUAAAGCUAUUUUUGUACCUUUACUUCACAUUUCAUGUACUCAAAAUAAACCUGCACUGACUUCA
Molecule: messenger RNA, 1135 nt
Organism: Onychostoma macrolepis
Lineage: Eukaryota; Metazoa; Chordata; Actinopteri; Cypriniformes; Cyprinidae
Product: dynein axonemal assembly factor 11
Exons: 7
Coding region: 124-936 (270 amino acids)
Molecular function (GO): protein binding
Source: RefSeq, a predicted model, not a curated record